UCAUCGGAGCAGAGCCGAAUUGCCGUGAUAGUGGGGAGGCGUAUAGCAUGUCGAGUCCUGACCUUUCCACCUGGCGCUUCCAAGGGUUUUGAAGACAUCGAGUGAGCUUCAAGCGGUCAUACUAAAAUCACCAGACGAAGCAAGUUCAAAAUAGCAACAUCGGCAAUGCCGUCAACCAUCAUUAAAGACUCGCGAAACCCCGAAAAGCCCAGCGCCAAAGUCACCGCGACUUUCACAGGGGAUGUCUGGAUGGACCCGAUAUACCUGGGCAACGGCUGCAAUAUGAACCACGUCAUGUUCCAGCCUUGUGCCCGAACGAAUUGGCACACUCACGAAAAUGGACAAUUGCUCAAGGUCCUGGCUGGAUCUGGAUGGAUCUGCGACAAAGGGGGAGAGCCGAGGCGACUAAACGUCGGUGACAUAGUCUGGUGUGAUGCCGGAACGACACAUUGGCACGGAGGCGAUGAUGAGACCUAUAUGCUCCAUUUGGCCGUGAGCCACGGGAAGACUGAAUGGCACGGGCCAGUCACAGAUGAGGAGUACCAAGCAAAGAAGAAAUGAGCGUCGCGAUUGUUCGAGCUCAUGCGGCUAUUCCACACUCCAGCCACAGAUCUUCAAUUGACAGG
Messenger RNA from Exophiala viscosa, 626 nucleotides. Its product is annotated as RmlC-like cupin domain-containing protein. The transcript has a single exon. Bases 166 to 561 code for a protein of 131 amino acids. The record is from RefSeq and is a predicted model, not a curated record. NCBI's taxonomy places the organism in Eukaryota, Fungi, Ascomycota, Eurotiomycetes, Chaetothyriales, Herpotrichiellaceae.